Molecule: messenger RNA, 6024 nt
Organism: [Torrubiella] hemipterigena
Lineage: Eukaryota; Fungi; Ascomycota; Sordariomycetes; Hypocreales; Clavicipitaceae
Source: the annotation of a GenBank genome assembly
CUAAUACGCGGUGGUGAAAUGAUCGGUCGGGCCGUGCUGCCCCCCCUUACGCGGUGUACUAGCCACUUUUAACUUCGCUAGGACCCCCGCUCAGACUGGUUAGAGCCAACAACCAACACCGUAAACUUUAAACGCCACCAACACAACCUGUCCCGACAGAGCGGUUUGCUGCACCAUCCAACCAACAAGCCAUAAUGAACUGGACAUUCGUCACAUUAUUACCCCUCCUCAGCAGUGUGAUUGCUAGUUCGUUCUCCACUAUCGCAGCCUGAUUCGUGCCGCUUUUCCGUUGCUGACGCCCAGGUUAUAGGUCCUCUGCUCGUCAACCUAGAGACGGGGAGAUCCGUCCAGACUAUCGAGCGAUCCGAAGAAAACCCUGAUUUUGGAGGUGGCCAUGGAUACUAGUUGAGCAUACAACUGAACAAACGAGCGCUACGAUACCCCGACUUCGCUGUCUGGCAGCAAUGCCCGCUGCAUGUGCGGCGGCGGCAGUCACCUUGCCAUCUUUCCUUUUUCUCCAUGGCGCUGCAUAUAGACUACAUUUUACAUGAAUUACAUACUGUAUUGUUAAUCAUGGCUAUUGACGACAAUGGAUAUUCCAAACCAUCAUUUUAACUUUCUGUUGGUGGAACUUGAAACAACAAGAGGCGUCCAAUGUCCCGCGCCACCAGGCCCACUGCGAUGAGGCGGAUGGUGUUGGUCGAGCGGUCCCGUUUUAGGGACGAGCCUUUUUAAAGUCUACCUUUCGUUCUCCAGUCUGUAGUCUGGAUCUGACCGUCCCUUUUCCAUUUUGGUGUUUUUCUUUGUGAAUAGUCGCCAUUGCAGUCGUUUCAUUUCAAUUCCACCGAUUAGUCACUACGUGCAAUGGAGGUUGUACCAACCUUAACGCUUCCAGCUGGCGGCGACCUGAGCCUUCUCCCACCUGCCUUCCUCGUUGCCGUUGCACCAUAUUGCGUCUAUAAGCAUACGCAACGUCGUGUGUUCAGCCCGGGUAUAUUGGGACUACAACUUCUCGGCAAAUUAGCUAUAGCAUGCAUUUUAGUCGCUUUACAGUUCCAAAGGCGCUUUGCAACUCUAGCAUUUGAGGCCGAUACUCUCCCACAGAGCAUUGCACUAUCAGAAUCCGUUGUCCUUGCAAUCUUGAUCUACUUUUCUCAUCGUCACUCCCCUUCUCCGUCGCUCUUGCUAAGCCUAUAUCUACCACUGGACGUUUGUCUACGGGCUAGAUUGCUUUGGCUCUCCGCUCCCGACGUUCCGCAUCACCUUGCACCCUUAGUAUUAAGGGUAUGCCUCAUUGUUCUCCACGAGCAACCCAAAUGGUCACAAAUACCAGAGCUCAGUCGAGGUCAUCUUCAACAACACGAAACUUUUGGCUUCUGGAACAAAGCUCUUUUCGUCUGGGUUGUUCCACUACCCCUUCAGGCUAGGGUUGGAGAUCUGACUGUGGAUAUGUUGAUGAAUCCAUCUAAGGAGAGCUCUUCAUUUGCUCUUAACCAACAAUUCCAAAGAGCCUGGGCAAAAGACGGUCAGCGGCCACAUGCGCUACUGAAGAUCUUCAUCAAAACGCACUGGUCGCUCUUUAUUCGAGGCGGUUUCGCAACACUACUUGGGAGUACCUUGAAGCCUAGCUUCGCGCUUUUGAUUGAGCACUUUACCAGAAUGCUAGAGUCGCGGCACGGAACCUCCCAGCUUUCAGACCAUACUUCUGCUGAGCUCGGUCAACUCGCGCUACAAACGUUUUUUAUUCUAUUUGGUCUUAUGGUGGUACGAGCUUAUGCUGCGUUCGCCGACGCUGAGAUUAAAUCUCGUCUUAGCGGGAUGAUUACCCUGGCGACUUUCAGCAAGCUACUUUCGCUCUCCGACCAGAGCUUAUCAAAUUUCGCAGACUUUUCUUUGCUUCGUAACGACCUUGCAACUAUUCAGAACAGUGUCAGAGAUAUUCAAGACGGAAUCACGGGUGUGCUCAGCGCCACCGUGUGCGCUUAUCUCUUGUGGCCUUGUAUUGGCCUCAAUAUCAUUGCCUUAAUCGUUGUAUACCUUGCUUCGGUACUCUUCUGUGCCUUUGUAGGAGAACAAAUGGCAGCCAGCCGACGACAAUGGGGCAGGGACUCCAAGGUUCGCGCUGAAGAGAGCACCAAGCUUGUCCAAAGCAUCAAGUAUGCAAAGAUGACUGGUAUCAUCAAUCUAACAGCAAUGGUCCUUUUUCGCUUGCAACAAACCGAAGCCGCCAGCCGAAGAAUAUUUAUGAAACAUAAUACCCUAAGAUUUAUGUUAGUGGUAUCAGCACACGCCACUACACCAAUAUUCGCUUUCGGUAACGGCCUCUUCAAAUCUAGAAUGCUUGGCGAUAUUCCUAUUCUGCUUAAAAGUGUCGUAUUAAGUUUUUGGUUUGCCGAAGAUUUAAAACUAGUUCUCCAGAUUCCUGAGAUCUGGUCGACAGCGGUGUCGUCGUUUUCGACGGUGGAGGAUCUUUUGCGAACCACAGCUCAUCAGAGUAAUGUGACUGUAGCGCCGCCUCUCCAACAACAUCAACUAAACCGGUCCAGCGUCGCAGUCGAGUUUAAAAAUGUCAGUCUUGCACCCGCGGCAGAUCGAGCCGUCGUGUUAAGCAACAUUUCCGCGUCCAUUCCCCGUGGCACCAUUUGCGUUCUUACUGGCAAAUCAGGAAGUGGAAAAACCUUAUUCGCACGCGCUGUCAUUGGCCGCGCGCACAAAACGCAAGGCGCUAUAACCGUUGAAGAUUCUUCCAUUGCCUACUGUGGCCAAGAUGAGUGGCUCCUUAAUGAGUCCGUCCGUCACAACAUCAUUGGAGACAACGCCUUCGAUGACACAUGGUAUACCUCGGUUGUAACAGCUUGUGUUCUAACGGAAGACAUAGAAUGCCUUGAGAAUCGUGAUGACUUCGUUGUUUCGUCGCUUGGUGCUAACAUUGAACCUAGUUUUCGGCAGCGACUGGCUCUAGCCAGAGCUGUCUACUCACGAGCGCCUUUACUUAUCUUGGAUGAUAUCUUAAGCGGCCAAAACCCAACAGUAGCAAGACUGAUUGUUGCUCAGCUACUCUCUAGCAACGGUCUUCUUAGAAAGGGCACAACCGUCCUCAUCACGGCAUUGUUUCCAGAGCCAUUUUCCCACGUUUGCCACCAAAUUUUGCACAUCAACGACCAUCGCUAUAUCAGGCGCCUUGCGCUUCAUGAUGCCAGCCUCCAACGUCGCCAGCGCCGCCAACAAAAUUCGGAUAAUGCUGACCAAGAUCAGAGUCGCAAUACUCACUUGGUGGCACUGGAGGAGAAUGCUCCAGAGAGCAUUGUAUCCCAAUUGCAAGGCUUGUCCACAGUCAACCCGAAUUAUCAGAGGAUAUCUUACUCAGUCUAUAUUCGACGGCUAGGUCCCCUCACGUUCGCAGCUUGGCUGUUUGUACUCUUCUUUGCGACGCUUUUGGAAGGCAUACCUUUUAUUUACCUUCGAUUCUGGCUGGACCCGACAACAACGACCAAUUUCCCCUUCUGGCGAUGCGUUGCUUUUACAAUCUGCAGCGGGCCUGCUUUCGCUGCUAGUGGAUAUCUCUUUCAUCUAAUAUUAGCACCGAAAGCAGCAGCAACAUUGCACGACCGAUUGCUCGAAACAAUCACUGGAUCUACACUAACGGCACUGAAUCCGGCUAACCUGAAACUGGCAACUACACUGCUUAACGACGGUAUCAAUACAGCAUCACGAGAGUUACCUACGGCUGUCUUCCAAACGGGCUAUAGCUUCAUGACGACACUGGCCAUUAUUCUUAUAAUGGGUUCUAUCCAUAGCUCAGCUCUGUUGAUGGCAGCUACCAUCACGUUUUCGCUCUUUUGCAUACGCAGCCUUUAUUGUUACACAGCGCAAAAGCUAAAAGACUUGCACCGGCGAACCACAGACAGCUUGUGCAGCCAAUUUGCCGAAACGGUAACAGGAGUUCCUUAUCUGUGCUGCUUGCGUGGGCAACGCCAGCAUUUGCAACGGGUACGAAAGGCAAUAAAAAAUACGCAAAUAGUCUCGUACAAUAUCGACUCGCUGGAGGCCUGGAUGAAAAUGAUGACCGAUUUGACGAUGACGAUAUUGGUCACAGCAUUUAUCUAUAUUCUUGGACAUGCAGAUGUCCAUCCCCAUCUCGUCGGGCUCGUACUAUCGCUAUUCAUUUACUCGAUCCAACAUCUUAGCACGGCGAUCAAACAUUGGCAUGGACUGGAUAUGGCAAUGCUGGAUGUUCAGCAAAUUGAAGAAUUUAUCACAAAUACUCCUCAAAUGGUGGCAGAACAACAGAAGCCAGCCCUGCCCGACCGCUGGCCAAGCCAGGGUCUGGUUGAGUUUGAGGAUGUAUCUAUCGCAUACAACACUGCUGGAAAUAGCCCUGUUAUUACCAAUGCAACUUUCAAGCUCGAGGGUGUCCAAAAGGCGGCUAUAUAUGGACCACGCCAAAGUGGCAAAACGACGUUGAUCUUAUCCAUGAUUUUGCUCCUCCCGUAUGAAGGGUCGAUUAAAAUUGAUGGCGUCGAAGCUCGAGAUAUCCCUCGCGACAAGUUCAAGCAGAUAUUCACCAUUAUUCCAGAAUCGCCAGUAACCUUCCAAUCUGCUUCUAUUCGGCAGAACUUGCUCACCGACGAAAUAAUCGAUCCUACUCGCGCAGAUGCCCCCCUCAACCCUGAUGGUAUUCGCUUCCUGUUUGACGACGACAUGGACGAGCGACUUACUUUGAUAACAAAGGUUCUUCACGGCGUCGGACUCUCAGACAUUGUUAGAGACUCGGGUGGUGUCGAUGCUAAGUUUUCAAACCUUGUUCUAUCCCCGACACAGCGUCAAAAGUUUUCUCUUGCCCAAGGUCUAGCGAAGCAUUACGCCACAAGAACCAAAAUGGCAAUCAUUGACAGCGCAACAAGUCAUGUCAAUACAGAGGGUCUGGAGCGUAUGAAUUCGCUUAUUGACGAGAUUUUGGGCGUGGAUCCUGAUUGCAUGGUCAUCACACUGGCAAGCCAUUCGGAUGCCAUCGACGGCUCAGAGUACGUGGCUCGAAUUGCAGGUGGCAGAGUGACCAAGUUCUUUGUUGAAAGUAUGCUGCGAAAGACGGUGUCUUCCUCGAAAAAUAGAGUCUCAAAGAGAGUUUCAAAGAGCCGAGCCAUACCAAGCGACGAGGAGCUUGCUAGCGAGGUAGCAAGACGAAGCGGACAAGGCAUGCGUGACAGAGGACGAAGGCCAAGAUCACCGUCACCCGCAACGUUAUUAUCGUCUCACUCUCAGUUGACCUCAGAUGCAGGGGCUGGUCCAAGUACGUCACAGGCACUACCACCACGACGGAUGUCACCACUCUCUUUCCGUAGCCCUUCAACAUCAGCUUCUGGUACUCAUCUGGCGAGUCGUUCUCCUGGAAGCGGACGUAAUCUCAGACCUACUCCGGCGUCACAUUCACCUGUGAGCCAACGACCUGAACCGGCGCGCCGUCGUAGGGUCCGAACAAUAAGACCGCCCCCAGUAGUACGCCCAAGAAGCCCCUCCAUAUCGGAUGACAGCGACGACGACACAUUACCGGAAAUCCCUGGCUGGAUGGUUGACUUUGCAGAUGACUCCAUCAGCGAGCUAAGACGGCAUGAGUUGUAUACCCGAAUCUUUGAAUAUGGAAGCGCAAGGAUGGAGAGGCUGUUACUUCGACACGCCCUACGGGACAAUGCGAUCUUGCAGCAUUUUCAUGAACUUCACCACAGUGACGAGCCUCAUAUCCUCCAACAGCAAGUAAGGGACAUUCAGACGGUGACGGGAUUCUACCACAAACUACAGAGUGCGCUCGUGGUGGCGCGUUACGCGCGACAACAGGGACGUUGCUAGAAUAUGUGUAUAUGAGGAGGACUCCCGGGGUUUGUGAUUUACUUUCAUUUUUUGCUUAUGCUCUCUUUUAUAUGUUUUACUACGUUGCAAUCGUGUCUUUCUGUAGUUUAGUUAUUUGUACUCAGUCAAUUCAUUUCACACAUUUUAUUUGUCGCCAUGCUUCUUCGUCUUCGUAUAAAC